AUGGGGACACGGCACAGCACGGGCAGGGGUACGGGCAGAGGCGUGGGCGUGGUAAUCAGAGAGGUGGGAGUGGCGGUGGCGGGAGAAGCGGGGGCUAUUGAGGGGGGAAUGGCUGAAGGGGGGUUUGAUCUUGACGCGACAGGCUUUGCAGAUGGUGAGAUGGGGAUGGGUGGUGGGAUGGAAGGAGAAGAGUUUGGAGCUGAGGCGGUGCCAGCAGGAGGGGGAGGAGAGGAAGGAGGGGAAGGAUGGGGAGGGGGAGGAGAAGGGGAAGGCGGAGUGCUGGCGACAGCUGCAGCAGGAGAAGCAGGUGCGGCUGCGCCUGGCCCUGGCACAGCAGCGGCGGCAGCAGCAAUAGCUGCAGCGGAAGCAGCAGCGGCGGCGGCAGCAGCAACAGACGGGUCUGAUACCGAUGUGGACGGGGAGUUCCGGCCGGUGCGACUGAGGGACCCUGAGAGAAAACGGCGCCAUUUCAUCCCAGUGACGCUAAAAGCCGAGAUUUGCGAGCUUCGGCGCGACCGUCCGGGAAUCACGCUGGUGAAGAUUGUUCAAGUGCUUAAAACGAAGUAUCCGGGGAUCAGGAUUUACUCGACUCGGGUGGCGGAUAUUAUUCAGAAGCCGCACAAGUGGUUGGGGAUGCUGGGCGGGAAAGGGCACAACCGAACCAACCAGCCGCCGGACCAGUCUGGUAUGGAGGGAGCUUUGGCGCGGUGGUUUGGGGAGGAGCAGCAGAGGCUCGGCGUGGUGCCGAGCGAGCAGGUGAUUGAGAAGGCCAAGGAGCUGGGGUAUUCGUUCGGGUUUCCCCCGACUUUUAAGUACACAAGGGCGUGGGUGUACCGUGUGUUGUCCCACUUGGGAUUCUCCCAGGAGGCUAUAGAUGCUGCUUGGCAGGGAUACGGGCAGAUGACAGGGCAGGCGAAUGGGCAGGGCCAGGGUUACGGGCAGGGGACAGGGCAGGGGGCCGGGAUGGGGUAUGGGCAGGAAGGUGGGAUGGGAUAUGGGCAGGAAGGGGGGCAGGCGAGAGUGGGAGAGGGGGAUCAAGAUGACGUUAUCCCAGGUGAUUUAUUUGAGGAGCUGGAGGGAGGAGAGAUGGUGGUGGUUCGGACAGCUGAUGGUGCUGCUGGUGAUGGUGGUGCUGGUGCUGAUGGUGGUGAUGGUGCUGGUGGUGCCGGGGGUGUUGGUGCCGUUGGUGUUGGUCCUUCCUCCAACCAGCCACUCGACUCAGCUGCUUUUGGAGCGAGCUCUUUGAACGAAUCAGCCCCAUUCACUGCUGCAAACAGCAUGAUCGGAGGAACCGCCAACACUGCUAACACUGCCAACACCACAAACACUGCAAAUUCGCUAGACUAUGGGGACGACGGGGAAGACUCGGAGGGUUACCAGCCCGACCCGAAGCUAGUCGAGCUCGCCAUGGCUGAAGCGAGAGCUGCGGCGGAGGCUCGGAGGGUUAUUACCGAGGCUGACCUCGCAAACGCGGCGCAGAUCGAGGUUCUACCCCGGAAUCCGAUCACGGGCAGGGUGAUUAGUAAAGAGGAGCUGCAGACUAACCCGGUGUAUACGGAAUAUUUCCGGCUGCUGGAAGAGCAGAAGCAGUUCAAAGAAAAGCACAAGAAGAUCACAACCUGUGUGCGAACGAUCAAGAUGCGGAAGGCAAUCUGUCUACUCAAGGAAGCUCGGCCGUCGCUCACCAACCAAGAAAUCAUCCAUAUCAUACUGGAAUCCUGCGGGCCUGUGAUUGCAGCGAGUAUCUCCCCUGCCGCCCUCCGGUACACCCUCAAAAGGAGCUACCAAUACCUAAACGCCGACCUGAACAAGCCGAAGAAACCGGUUCCGAAGCGGGUUGAGUUUCCGGAAUUUGAGGAGGCGCUUGCGGCGUGGGUGCGGGAGAUGCGGGCGAAGUAUGGGAAGGAGAAUCUUCUGUACGAGGAUAUAUUGGUGUAUGCGCAGAAGCUGGCUCCGAGUUUCGGGAUUGCGGAGAAGAAUCCCAAGUUUAAGUUCCACAUGUCGUGGCUUUUGAACUUUGCCGGGAGGCACGGGUUGAAGUGGCGAACGAAGGAGGAUCUGCGUGCGAACCGCAAGGGUGGGGGGGGUGGGGAUGGUGGUGGUGGUGGUGGUGGUGGUGAUGGUGGUGGAAGGAGCAGUGGGAGAGGGAGAGGAGGGAAUACGUCUGGAGUAGGAGAGAGUGACGGUACAGAGAGUGACAAUGGCGGGCGGGAGGGGUAUGGCGAGGGCGGUGGGACAACGGACGGUGGAGAUGGGAUCACAACGGACGGUGGCGAGGGGAACACCACGGAUGGGGGAGGAGAAGGGACGGACGUGGAAGGGGAAGAGGAAGGGGUGGGGGAAGGAGGGGGGUUUCUAGGCAUGGAUGUGAACAUGCAUCUGGGGAAUAUAGUGACUGGGCUGGUGCGAAAGGAACGGGAUGAGAAGACAAUAAGGAGAAACAAGAUUUGGAACACUGCAGCAGACAAGCUUCUUAAGGUGGUGGCUCAGUUUGUGGCUGAGAGGGAAGAACGGGUGCGGAGAGGGGAGGAGGAGGGAGAGGGGGACGAGCGGUGGGGUGGGGAGGCGGGAGUUGAAGAUUUGCUAAAGAAGAGGCAGGACCUGCCGCACACUGCUGUCAAACGCGCCGUUCAAGCCAGGUACGGCGUCGAUACAAGCCGCACGGUUAUCGCGGAUUAUAUGGCCCGGGAGGACAAGGUGCGGUGGCAGGCGCAGGUGAUGCGAGAUGCAUACAGAGAGGGGCGAGAAGUGCUGCCCAAGAUGAAACAGUACACCAAGUUCAUGCGGCUGGAGAAGGCAGUGGCAGACGCAAUGAAGAAGGCCCUGGCGGAUUUGGACAAGGAGGAGGCGCAGGGCAGUGGGGGGUUCGCAGCAGCAACACAUUUUGAGACGCCUCUAAAGGCGCUGGCUGGCGGUCUUGGACAAAGGGGAGGCAUUUACAUACACAUAUGCCUACACCCAUUUCCUCUGCCCCUCCCCCCUCACGCUGCGCAGUAUACAAAAUUCAUGCGGCUGGAAAAGGCAGUGGCAGACGCAAUGAAGAAGGCCCUAGCGGAUCUGGAUAAGGGGGAGGCGCAGGGCAGUGGGAGGGGCGCAGCAGCACAACCGGGCGUGCUGGGUGGAGGAGUGAGGAUGGGCUUUCAGGGCGCAGGGGAGGAAAGGGAUGAGGAGGAAGAAGAGGAGGAAGAGGCGGGGUUGCCGCGGCAGAUAAUGGUGCAUCCCGAGGCGGUGGUGGAUUAUGCCAACAAGAACAGAUCAGAUCAUGGUGUACCCAGAGGCGGUGGUGGAUUAUGCCAACAAGGUGGCGCCGCUGUUUGGCUUUCCCCCCUCCAAGUGAGCAUGCGGCGGGCGGUGGGCUUUGCGUGGAGCAUCACGUUCGCAUGGGUGGCGGGGCUCAUGCAUCACCGGGGCUUCAUGAAUCACUGGGUCGUAAAGGUGCCUGUCGAUCACCUUCGCGUGGGUGGCGGGGCUGAUGCACCGGUGGGGCUUCAUGAACCACUGGGCCAGCUCUCCUGGGACCUGUUCGACGAGGGCUUUAACCUGAUACCGGGGGAGAUAGAGGCGCUGGGGAAACUGGCGGAGGAGCUGGAGGUGCAGCGGCAGCAGCGCUUCCGCGAGGUGGUGCUGGCCGGGGCGUUCAACAAGCGGAAGAAGAAGAUGAUGCAGAUGCAGGAGAGGGCGGGAGGAGCAGGAGGAGGUGGGGGAGGAGGAGUGGAGGGAGGAGGAGAGGGAGGAGCGGGAGGAGGUGGGGAAAGGGGAGGAGCAGGGGGAGGAGAGGGAGGAGGAGGGGGAGGAGGAGGGGGAGAGGGAGGUGAGGGGAUGCAGUCGGCUGGGGAGAGGGAUCGAGGCGAGGGAGGGGAGAGAGGGGAGGGAAGGGAAGGUGCCGGAGGUUUCGGAGGGAAUGAUUCUGAUGACGAUGGCGGUGGUGGUGGUGAUGAUGAGGAGGAGGAUGAGGAGGAGGAUGAGGAAGAGGAGGAGGUGGAGGAGGUGGAGGAGGGGUAUGAGGAGGAGGAAGAGGAGGUAGAGGGGGAUGAGGAGGAGGAGGUGGAGGAGGUGGAGGAGGUGGAGGAGGUGGAGGUGGAGGAGGAUGCAGAGCCAACCAACCAAUUCCGAAUUGCUGUCCCUGGCACGCAACGUCACCCAGUCCUUUGGUCCCGAGUUCGCACUCGCUCUGGGGUCACUGCUGGUGCAGCAUCAGCAGCAGCAGCAGCAGCAGCAGCAGCAGCAACUGCAACACCAACAUCAGCAACAACCACGCCCUAA
This is a messenger RNA of Closterium sp. Yama58-4, 4263 nucleotides long. NCBI's taxonomy places the organism in Eukaryota, Viridiplantae, Streptophyta, Zygnematophyceae, Desmidiales, Closteriaceae. The record is from the annotation of a GenBank genome assembly.